CCAAGGCUACCCCUAAACGCCCGUUUAAUCAUGAUAUGUUUCGUACUUUAUUUCUCUGUAGAGAUGUAAUUUGGUGUUCCUGUAAUGCACGUAGUUCGGAUCAGCGACGGUCGCACGGUUCCUGAUAAUGAUCGUGAGUCAUACUCGAGGUGACGACAGUCUAGCUAAUGGAAAUGCCACAGGUUUCCAACGCCUUGGUCGCGAUCAAAUCGGUUGAACUCGCGCGAUUAAACAAGAAACUGAAAGAGAACCUCUACGGUGAGAUAAAGAUUCUCAAGAACUUACGACACCCGCACAUUGUCGCCCUUCAUGACUGCAUCGAGUCCACAACCCACAUCAAUCUUAUUAUGGAAUACUGCGAAUUGGGGGAUCUAUCACUAUUCAUAAAGAAGCGAGAUGCCCACGCCACAUUUCUUCCAACUCGCGAUAUGGUGCGAAAAUAUCCUAGCACUCCCGGUGCUGGCCUUCACGAAGUUGUCAUCCGUCAUUUCCUCAAGCAACUUGCUAGCGCCUUGAAGUUCCUUCGAGAAGGCAACUUUGUUCAUCGGGAUAUCAAACCUCAAAACCUCCUGCUGCUUCCAUCACCUCAAUAUAGAGAGUCGAACAGCGGCCGUCUUAUCCUUAGUGCUAGCGACGAUUCGUUGAUACCGGCUGUUGGAUUGCAAUCUCUACCCAUGCUGAAAUUGGCGGACUUCGGCUUCGCCCGUGUUCUGCCAGCGACGUCUCUUGCCGAGACGCUUUGCGGAUCUCCUCUCUAUAUGGCGCCAGAAAUACUGCGCUACGAGCGAUACGAUGCGAAAGCAGAUUUAUGGUCUGUUGGCACCGUUGCGUACGAGAUGAUAUCCGGCAGGCCACCAUUCCGAGCUGGUAAUCACGUUGAACUUCUCAGGAAAAUCGAAAGCUCUGACGCACAAGUCAAGUUCUCGCGGGAUUGCCAAGCUAGCCUGGAACUUAAGGCAUUGAUUCGUGCGCUUUUGAAGCGUAACCCUGUAGAAAGGCUAAGCUUCGAGGACUUCUUUAGCCAUCAGGUCAUUUCAGAUGAAAUCCCGGGCUUAGUUGAAGAUGACUUACCCAAAGUCAAGAGAGUUCCGUCCAGAGAAAUCCGCGCCAGCUCGCGGACUGAUGACUCGGAUGUAAUCCCGCGACGCAUGUCAACUCAUCGUCGCUAUGCCACUGAAUCAGACGCAGCAGGUCAGGACAAUAGCUCCUCGUCGCCUCGCGAGAGGCCAUUGAGAUCGUCGCCUCUAGCGUCGCCGGCCGAGUUUGAGGACCGGGAUCCACAGAUUCAAGGCGCAUCUCGUACAGCCCAAUCCCCUAGGGACGAGAUCGCGCCGGGCCUGGGUAUUCGACGACCGCAAAAUAAACCUUCCACUUCCGCACCUGCACGAGGCGCCUAUAGCGAAGACCGCCGGCAGCGCGGAUUGUCUAACGCUUCAGCCAAUAAUUAUUCGCAAGGCCAAUUUCCACCUUACGAAGAAUCCAGAAGGAGUAGAACUAGGUCAGAGCGCACUGCAAUAGAAGAAAGAGCUGCACAGGAGAUUGCUUUUGAGCGAGACUACGUUGUAGUAGAAAAGAAACACGUGGAGGUGAACGCAUUUGCUGAUGAGCUGGCUGCUAAGGGAGCACAAGCGGAGGCGGCAUCUUCUAGGUCAGGACAAAUUAUUCGUCGUGCUACUCAGCAGGGCACGCCGACUUCAACAACGGGCGCAAUUCCUGCUCAGCCGUCCAGCGCGCUCCAAAUAGCGCAAGGCAGGCAACGACCCGAUCAUUAUCGGCGAGGCUCCUACGAAAAGAAUAUGUCUGGCAGCCCUAGUUCUACAACUUCUGCAAUCUAUAAUGCGAUCUCAGAUGCGAGCUUGAGGAUUUUCGGCUUCAAGUAUCCACCGCACUUACUUGGCAAAGGCACAUCCCCUCCAAACCCGUAUAAUGCAUUUCCGGCGUAUCCCACUCCAGCCGCUCCUGUCGGCUUCAUUACGGAUGGACGUCAAGGUGGUCCCAUUGAUGAAGAUUUACGUGUCGCGCAGUGCAUCGAAGAUUAUGCGACACGAAGUGACGUUGUCUGGGGCUUUGCCGAAGUAAAGUAUAAGCAGCUAGUCCCGUUGGCACCUUCGAUGGAUCAUGGCUUAGGCGGAGUGCCCGCUGAGAAGGUGGUUUUAGAAGAAGACGAUGGUCUUACAGUGGAGGCGAUCGUGUCACUUUCAGAGGAGGCUUUGGUACUUUACGUGAAAGCUCUCUCGCUUCUCGCUAGGUCUAUGGACAUUGCAAAUAUCUGGUGGACGCGCAGGAAUCGCAUUGAUUCUAGUUCCUCGCAGCACGUUGUUAAUCGCGAUGCAAUGAGCGCCCAGAACUUAAUAUCAAGGGUCAAUUCCGCUGUCCAGUGGGUCCGUAAACGGUUCAACGAGACGUUGGAGAAGGCUGAAGUAGUGCGACUAAAGCUUCUCGAAGCUCAGAAGCAGCUACCAGAGGACCAUCCAAGCCACCCUGCAAACCACCAGCUGGAACUCCUUCCGACUGGUACCUCGAGCACGGAUGGCAUCGUGUUGACUGCUGGUCUUAGCGCCGAGAAGUUAAUGUAUGAAAGAGCGCUUGAAAUGAGUCGUGCUGCUGCUAUUAACGAGAUUGCCAACGAAGAUUUGAGUGGAUGUGAAUUGUCAUAUUUAACCGCUAUUCGAAUGCUUGAAGCGGUGCUCGAUAAUGACGAAGACCUCUCAAAACGCAGGCUGUCUGGUUCUUCGAAGGCCGAACGCGAUUUAGUUCGCGAAGGCGCAUCCGAUAUCAAUCCGGACGAUCAGCAAGCUGUUCAUAAGAUGAUCCACAUGAUCAAUGGCAGGCUUACGGCCCUUCGAAAGAAAUUGCAGAUGAUCGCCAAUGCUUCGAAAGCCCAGCAAGACCUAUCCCGAAAACGUAGCGGCGAUGUUACACCGCGGAGUGUUCCUAUCGGUGCUUGAUCACCUAAAGGGACACCAUUUCUCACGACGUAUGACGACACGUAAAAAGAUUGCACUACUACUAUUCAAGCCCCGCGGCCUUUAUAUUUUUGUUAUUAAG
Molecule: messenger RNA, 3048 nt
Organism: Daldinia caldariorum
Lineage: Eukaryota; Fungi; Ascomycota; Sordariomycetes; Xylariales; Hypoxylaceae
Product: Serine/threonine-protein kinase ATG1
Exons: 2
Coding region: 168-2948 (926 amino acids)
Biological process (GO): autophagy; protein autophosphorylation; autophagosome organization
Cellular component (GO): autophagosome; cytoplasm
Molecular function (GO): protein serine/threonine kinase activity; ATP binding
Source: RefSeq, a predicted model, not a curated record